Molecule: messenger RNA, 1119 nt
Organism: Trifolium pratense (red clover)
Lineage: Eukaryota; Viridiplantae; Streptophyta; Magnoliopsida; Fabales; Fabaceae
Product: glyoxylase I 4
Exons: 5
Coding region: 129-731 (200 amino acids)
Source: RefSeq, a predicted model, not a curated record
CACUGGUUAUUGCUUGUUUACACCCUCAAAUUUGCUAGCCAAUCAACACUGAGCUUAAGCUUAAGCUAAUGCUAAUGGUAUAUCACAAACCCAAAUAGAUUAAUGAAUUGUUGCUUGCUUGGUGUGCCAUGGCUUCUCUUCUCAAAGUAUCUUCCUUUAUCUAUCCUCUGCACCAAAAGUUGAAUUAUGUUAGCUUUUCACCCAUAUCCACAAAUGUGCAAUCCAAAGUUUAUCAUGUUAGUGUAAAAAAUGGGAGAUGGAAUGCUCCCAGCAUCACAAUAAAAGCUCAGACUGCUGUUGAAGGGGAUGUAAUUAACACUGAAUCAGUCUCCUCCGAUGAACAAAGCGAUUAUGGGGUUGUUAGUGUUCACCAUGUUGGAAUUUUAUGUGAAAAUCUAGAAAGAUCGCUCGACUUCUAUCAAAACGUUCUAGGUCUGAAGAUAAAUGAAGCAAGGCCACAUGAUAAGCUUCCAUACAGGGGUGCUUGGUUGUGGGUAGGAUCCGAGAUGGUCCACUUGAUGGAACUUCCCAAUCCCGACCCUUUAACCGGACGACCUCAACAUGGUGGUCGAGAUCGUCACACUUGUAUUGCAAUCCGAGAUGUUUCUAAGCUCAAAGCAAUCCUUGAUAAAGCUGGAAUUUCCUACACACUUAGCCGUUCUGGAAGACCAGCGAUUUUUACUCGUGAUCCCGAUGCCAAUGCCCUAGAGUUCACACAAAUAGAUGACUAGUGUUUUGGAAAUUAUUACUAUACAGAUGAUUGUAUGUAUAUAUGUUAAGGCUGAACAAGGUUGUUGAGAUCCUUUAUGACAGAUAGGAGCCAUGGUGAUACAACCCCUAUCGUAGCAAAUGCCCUCGAGGCAAUAUUGGAACGCCCAGUGAGAAUGUUGAAAUAGUUAAUGUCAGAUCAAUAACACUGAAAGAAGAAUAUAGAUCCUUGCUGUUGUGGCUGAAGCCUGAAUUGCACACCAUAGUGCGAGGUUUCAUUCCUUCUGUACUUUGCACAAGUUUGCUAUACUCCUAGCUUGAUGCUUUCUUUGAUGUAUUUGCAUUAUAUAAGCUCUAUUUAAGAACCAAUGAUUAUGAUGAAUAUUAAGAAGGUUAUUUUCAUCCUUUAAA